AUGAAGCUGACCGCGGCGAUUGCUACUUUUGCCUUUUUGGCGGCAAUUGUCAAUGGCUCGCCCGUGAUGCGCCAAGCAGCCGACGGCGCCAAGCACGGCAGCCAACAGCAACAACAGCAGCAGCAGACUAGCAGUAGCAACUGUAUCCUGACUGGUACCUACAAGACGGGCACGGACAUUUCGUCCUGCAGCACUGUCACCGUCGGUCCUCUUACUGUUCCUGCUGGCGUGACGUUGGAUCUGAGCGGCGCCAAGAACGGAGCCACCAUUGAAUUUACGGGCACAACCACGUUCGGAACACAGAAGUGGAACGGACCUCUUGUGACGCUUAGCGGAACGGAGCUUACAGUUAAGGGCGACGGCACGCUGGACGGGCAGGGUCCUUGGUACUGGAAGCAGGGCCAGGCGACCACCCGCCCGGUUUUCUUCCAGGUGCACAAGGUCAUCCACUCAACGUUGUCCGGUUUCACCGUCAAGGACUCGCCGUAUCGCACGUUCAGCAUUGUUGACUCGGAGUACACGACUCUCAGCGGCCUCACCCUAGAUUCCAAGGCUGGCAACGGUGUCGCCACCAACACGGACGGCUUCGACCUGAGCUGCAACGACCACAUUACCAUCACGGGUAACACGAUCUACAACCAGGACGACUGCCUUGCCAUGCAGUCCAGCACCAACACUAUCUUCAGCAAGAAUUACUGCUACAACAGCCAUGGUAUCUCCAUCGGAUCUCUUGGCGGGAACACGGUUGACAAGACGACCACGGUCCAGGGUCUCACUGCCGAGGGCAACCACAUCAUCGACAGCGACAACGGCCUCCGCAUUAAGACUAUUAUCGGGCUCAAGGGUCUUGUUACCGACGUAAAGUUCAUCGAUAACGACUUAUCGAACGUCAAGAACGGUGUCGUUGUGCGCGCGGACUACAGCAAGCAGCAAGGAGGCUACACUGGUGCACCCACCAGUCAGGCGCAGAUCACGGGUGUGACGGUGUCUGGACUCACCGGCACGGCUACGAACCUGUACGACAUCAAGGUGAACCCCAACGUUGUUUCUGACUGGACGUUCUCGGGAAUUCAAGUGGAUGCAUCUGUCAAGGGCACGAUCAAUGGCGCGCCUGACAGUAUUAGCGCCUAA
Phytophthora sojae is the source of this 1131-nucleotide messenger RNA. RefSeq lists its product as hypothetical. Lineage: Eukaryota; Oomycota; Peronosporomycetes; Peronosporales; Peronosporaceae. The transcript has 2 exons. Gene Ontology annotation, cellular component: extracellular region. Gene Ontology annotation, biological process: pectin catabolic process. The record is from RefSeq and is a predicted model, not a curated record. Gene Ontology annotation, molecular function: polygalacturonase activity. The coding region runs from base 1 to 1131 and encodes 376 amino acids.